Molecule: messenger RNA, 2408 nt
Organism: Calliphora vicina (urban bluebottle blowfly)
Lineage: Eukaryota; Metazoa; Arthropoda; Insecta; Diptera; Calliphoridae
Gene: ara
Product: araucan
Exons: 6
Coding region: 82-2346 (754 amino acids)
Biological process (GO): cell development; regulation of transcription by RNA polymerase II; neuron differentiation
Cellular component (GO): nucleus
Molecular function (GO): DNA-binding transcription factor activity, RNA polymerase II-specific; RNA polymerase II cis-regulatory region sequence-specific DNA binding
Source: RefSeq, a predicted model, not a curated record
AACAAAGAAAAACCUAAAUUAAAUUUUAUGAAAAAAAGUGCAAUAUUAAAAUUUAUUUUAAUUAAAUAAAACUAUUAAAAAAUGGCUGCUUAUACACAAUUUGGAUAUGGUGGUUAUCCGUCGGCUUCACAGUUACUUUCAACAAAUCCUACACAAUCGCCUCAAACAGGUGACACUCCUACUGGACAGUCAUCGAUGACCAGUCCAAAUGCUCCAGCCCACAGUCCUGGCCAAGAAUGUCGUGUCACUACAGCCACCGUGCCCGGUUCUGGCAAUGCCAGCAGUGGUAAUCCUGCCGCAGUUGGUGCCGAGGUUUCAACAGGUGCUCUUAGUCCGGAUGCUUUGUCGCAGCAUUCCAACAAUGUGGCAGCAUCCAACAAUCCCUCUGCCAACACAAACCUGGAAAACACUCCACUGGGCUCCAACAGUGGCGGUUCGGCGGGGGGUUCCGGCUCCUGCUGCGAAAAUGGCCGUCCCAUUAUGACAGAUCCUGUGUCGGGACAAACCGUAUGUUCGUGUCAGUAUGAUUCCGCACGUUUGGCCUUAUCCAGUUAUUCUCGCUUACCCGCAGCCAGUGUUGGCGUCUAUGGCACUCCAUAUCCCUCCACCGAUCAAAAUCCCUACCAAAGUAUUGGUGUAGAUAGUUCAGCAUUCUAUUCGCCUUUGAGUAAUCCUUAUGGCCUAAAGGAUUCUACCACCGGUUCUGAUAUGACGGCCUGGACUUCGGCUGGUUUACAACCCACCACGGGUUAUUAUUCAUAUGAUCCUAUGUCUGCCUAUGGUUAUGGUGCCUCUUAUGAUUUGGCUGCUAGACGCAAAAAUGCUACACGAGAAUCCACUGCCACCUUGAAAGCCUGGCUAAAUGAACACAAGAAGAAUCCCUACCCCACCAAGGGUGAGAAGAUUAUGUUGGCCAUUAUAACCAAAAUGACUUUGACACAAGUGUCAACGUGGUUUGCCAAUGCACGAAGACGUUUGAAAAAAGAAAAUAAAAUGACUUGGGAGCCAAAGAAUCGCACGGAUGAUGACGAUGAUGGCAUGAAUUCCGACGAUGAUAAAGAUGACAAGGAUAUGGAUGAUGGCAAACCGGCACAGAUGCAUGGCGGAAAUUCACAAAUGGGCCAAAUGAAUUUGGCAGCAGGCAGAAAAGAUCUUGAUAAAACUGAUGAAGAGGACCACCUCAAAAAUCCAAAUCAUCCGGGUGAUCUAAGAAUGAGUUUAAACUUUCCGGGUUCCGGCUAUCAUGGCUCUAGUCAUCCGCAUGGUUACCAUCCCUAUCACCAUCAACAUCCGGCUUAUUAUCAACACCAGCAAUCGAUGUUUUCCUCGGGUUAUGCUCAUGCUGCCGCCGAAAGUUUGGUUAGCAACAAACACGAUAGUAAUGAGUCAAAAAACCCCAUGAGCCGGGACUGUGGCGUACCAAUUCCAGCCAGCAAGCCGAAAAUCUGGAGUUUAGCCGACACAGUCGCCAGCAAAACACCACCACCACACUCGGCAGCUUUCAUGGCCCAACAACAGCAGCGGCAACAACAUCACCAGCAGCAGCUGCAACAUCCCAUGCAGCAGCUGCAGCAAAUGAGCAGUUUAAUACCGAGCAGCUCACAAAAUCUCAGCACCAGCAGCAGCAGCAACAACAGCAGCAGCAAUAUGAUGAGUGGAAACUACAACAUAAAUCCUUAUACACGGGGGCCCUCUACAGCUUACGAGAAUUUUCUAGGAGUUAUGGCUACCAACAAUAUCACAGCCUACAACAGCAGCAGCAACAACAACAGCAGCACCACCAAUCCCAGCAGUCACAACAAUCAUCACACCAACAGCAACAGUUCUCAGCAGCAUACGCCCACCACUCCGCCUAUUACAGCAGCGGUGGCGGCUUCCUUAACAACCACAGUCCCAAACUCUCAUCUUACCCAGCAGCAGCAACAGCAUCUUCAUCAACAACAACAACACCAGCAGCAGCAACAUCAGCAAUCGCAAUCGACCCUGCAACGGGGGAUGGGGUUUCCCGAAGCCCAACCCGAUACUCCACCCCAAACUCCACCGAAUAUGAAAGUACCGAACGUACAAUUGGCCACGAAUCUACUACUUACCGCUACGCAAGCCCAUAUGACCGCUACCUGCCACAACAUCAACAACACCAGCACCAACAGCCACCACAUCAAUAGCCACAGCAAUAAUAAUCCCUAUAACCUGGCCUACUCUCGCUCUUACGAUUACUCACCGAGAGAUGAAAACUCAAGUGGCAGCAGUUGUAGUUCCGGCUCCUCGAAUGAUCAAGAGCAACCCUAUAAAUCUAUUUUUAAAAGCCAACAAUUAUCAGGAGCUGGAUUUGUACCACCAGUUUAAGAACUGAAAAAAUUAAACAGAAGCUAGAAAUGCAUAUUCAAAGCAAGUGUUUUAAAAAGGUU